AUGUCAAAAACAUUUCCGGUCAUGCUCGAACGCAUCGCGGUGGCUGGCAAGGCUUACCAACGCGAAGAUAUCGGUUCACGAGAAGAGCUCAUCAAGCUGGGCAGAGAUGUGGUAGCAGCACUUGAAAUCCCAAUACUGCAGCCUGCUCCAUCAGCACACUGCAGGUUAGCCGCUCAGGUCGGACUAUUCCAACACCUUAAAUAUGCAGGGGAGACGGGAAGUAGUCUUGAGGAUCUUGCCCAAGAUACAAGAGUCGAUGCACUACUACUCCAAGGAAUCCUCCGCCACCUAGUCGCCAUGAAACUUUUCACAUACUCGAAUGGAAAGUUCCAAGGAACACCCCUCAGUAACGGUCUCGCAGCAGAGAACUGUCAAAAAAGCAUCGAUUUCUGCUACGAUGUCGCCAGGUCGAGCUUCAAUCGCUUUCCCAGCUUCUUCCAAGAAACCGGCUCCAAAAUCACAAGUUCUGUCACAAAUGGUCUAUUUCAGGCCGCACACGGCUUCUACCCCGUAGCAGAGCGUCUAAUCGAGGGUUUCGACAAGGACGUCGGUGAAGCCUUGCUUGUAGAUGUUGGGGGUGGUCGCGGCCACCAUGUUGAGCAGUUCAUAUCAGAACACAAGGCACAUCCCGGGAAGACUGUCCUGAAAGACCGGGAGCCUGUUGUUAUCAGUGUUUCAAAUCAAGACAAGCUACCCUUUGAGUUGCAGGUACACGACUUCUUUACUACUCAGCCAAUCAAGGCUGCAUGGACUUACUCGCUUCAUUCCAUCCUUCAUGAUUGGAACGAUGAAGGAGGGAUCAAGAUCCUUGAUAGCCUGAAGCCUGCGCUUGAGUCUAGGUAUUCCCGGGUUCUGUUGAUUGAGAUUGUGGAGGAGGAGGAGGAGGGUAAGCCUACUAUCGCGGAGACGGCCAUGGAUAUGAUGAUGUUGGCACAUUUUGCGGUGCGGGAGAGGACCAGGGUAGAAUGGGAAGGUAUAAUAGAGAAGGCUGGAUUGAGAUUGGUGGGGUUCUAUAAUUUCCUGGGGGUUGCGGAGAGCAUUAUUGAGGCGGAGCUGCGAGAAGCUCCUUGA
Molecule: messenger RNA, 1071 nt
Organism: Bipolaris oryzae ATCC 44560
Lineage: Eukaryota; Fungi; Ascomycota; Dothideomycetes; Pleosporales; Pleosporaceae
Exons: 2
Coding region: 1-1071 (356 amino acids)
Molecular function (GO): O-methyltransferase activity
Source: RefSeq, a predicted model, not a curated record